Numida meleagris (helmeted guineafowl) is the source of this 909-nucleotide messenger RNA. It is a transcript of the gene FADS1, whose product is annotated as fatty acid desaturase 1. Gene Ontology annotation, molecular function: oxidoreductase activity, acting on paired donors, with oxidation of a pair of donors resulting in the reduction of molecular oxygen to two molecules of water. Gene Ontology annotation, cellular component: membrane. The coding region runs from base 1 to 909 and encodes 302 amino acids. Gene Ontology annotation, biological process: lipid metabolic process. Lineage: Eukaryota; Metazoa; Chordata; Aves; Galliformes; Numididae. The record is from RefSeq and is a predicted model, not a curated record. The transcript has 9 exons.
AUGAGCCCACUCUUGAUUGGGGAAUUGGCACCAGAUCAACCCAGCUUUGAACCUAGCAAGAAUAAAAAGCUGGUAGAAGAUUUCCGUGAGCUCCGUGCCACUGUUGAGAAGAUGGGGCUUCUCAAACCCAACCGCACCUUUUUCCUCCUGCUUCUCUGUCACAUCUUGGUGCUCGAUGUUGCGGCGUGGCUCACCAUCUGGUACUUUGGAUCAUCCACUGUGCCUUUCCUCUUCUCUGCAUUGCUUCUAGGCACUGUCCAGGCCCAAGCUGGCUGGCUCCAGCAUGAUUUUGGACAUCUUUCAGUCUUUAGCGAGUCCAAGUGGAACCACUGGGUGCACAAGUUUGUGAUCGGCCACCUGAAGGGAGCACCAGCCAGCUGGUGGAACCACCUUCACUUCCAGCACCAUGCGAAACCCAACUGCUUCCGAAAGGACCCUGAUGUUAACAUGCACCCCUUAUUUUUUGCUUUGGGAAAAAAGCUCUCUGUAGAGCUUGGAGUACAGAAGAAGAAAUUCAUGCCUUAUAACCACCAGCACAAGUACUUCUUCAUCAUUGGUCCCCCAGCUCUGGUACCUCUUUACUUCCAGUGGUACAUAUUCUACUUCGUAAUACAGAGGAAACAGUGGGUGGACCUGGCCUGGAUGCUGACCUUCUACAUCCGAUUCUUUCUCACCUACCUGCCCUUACUGAGUGUGAAGGGUAUCCUGGGGCUUCAUCUGUUAGUCAGGUUCAUAGAGAGUAACUGGUUUGUCUGGAUUACACAAAUGAAUCACAUCCCAAUGAAUAUUGAUUAUGAUAAGAAUGUGGACUGGUUCUCUACCCAGCUCCAGGCAACCUGUAAUGUUCAUCAGUCCUUAUUCAAUGACUGGUUCAGUGGACAUCUGAACUUCCAAAUUGAGCACCAGUGA